Brenthis ino (lesser marbled fritillary) is the source of this 1485-nucleotide messenger RNA. The record is from the annotation of a GenBank genome assembly. NCBI's taxonomy places the organism in Eukaryota, Metazoa, Arthropoda, Insecta, Lepidoptera, Nymphalidae.
AUGAACGAUGAUGACAAUUUUUCAAGUCAUGGCUACGCGAAAGAUGCUGAGAAGUUGAAAAUGAUGUUGCUAGCAUGGAAUUAUCACCAGACGCCAGGCCGUAAUGGUGAUUUGUCAGAGAGUGGGGCGGACAGCAUGGCGGAUCUGUGGGCUUCGUACCAUAGUGCACUAGGCUUGGGCAGUAAGCCCCCGAAGCCGCCCACGCCUCUCGCUACCGGACACUCGAGUCCUAUUCAUAUUGGAUCGACACCAGUGGAACCAGCCUCCACGCAUGAUGAGACUUCAUCAUCAGAUCGGACAAAAGAUGAUGAUGAUGGCGGCGCGUCAGAUGACGAUAGCGAUGAUAGAGUCGACCCGCAGCAUCACGAUCCUGAACGACUGAAGGCGUUUAAUAUGUUCGUCCGACUUUUCGUCGAUGAAAAUCUCGAUAGAAUAGUUCCUAUUUCAAAGCAGCCGAAAGAAAAGAUUCAGGCCAUAAUUGACUCCUGCACCAGGCAGUUCCCAGAGUUUGCUGAACGAGCUCGGAAGAGAAUCAGGACUUAUUUGAAGAGUUGUAGGCGGAAUAAGAAGGUUCGAGGUGACGGCCCCACUACUGGCAAUGGAGGAAAUACUCCCUCCGGCAAUGCCUGGGAUACCGCGGUGCGGCCCACCCCCGCGCACCUGACGUCAGUGCAAGCAGAACAUAUCCUGGCGCAGGCGUGCGAGAACGAGAGCCUCAACGCGAAGCGCAUGCGUCUCGGACUUGACCCUGUAAGCCAGCCCAUGCCCACUGUGCCCACGCCCAUGGCUAUAGACACAACAGCAACAUCAGCUGCUUCAUCAUUCUUAAGCCUGUACAGUGGCGCUAUGAACAGCCCCGCGUCUACCUCAGUGACCAGCUCAGCGAAUACCACCUCCUCAGCAGGCCACAGCAAGCAACCAGCAGACACUACCAGACCCUCGACCAGUCCAUCUUUGGAAAAUCCACUAUUGAAUAAUAACACUUUGAAACUGGAUAACGCUAAUGGAAAUACUGGAAGCAAGACGGCUAGUCCCGCCUCUUCUCCGGCACCACUGUUCAGGCAAACAUUCCCCAACACGUUUGGGAACCCACCAACGUUUGGAAGACAAAGCUCAAACACAAACCCAACAUCUGCGCUGUCUAGUACUGCACUUCUGUCAACACUGACUGCUCUUCCUCCCACAGGAGUAGGAGUGAACGCAGCGAUGGCCGCUUACCAGAGCGCUUUGCUGUCGGCUAUGGCAGCGCACACGCAUACAUUCCCCAAUCUCACUGCUCCGACGGACCUGUCAUUGAAGACAUCAUCAGCUCCGUUACACGCUACAUCCACUUCAUCCAUCUCAGGGUCGGGAUCUAAGCUGUCCCACAAGCUGUCUGGGGCAGAAGUAGGAGCUGUGAGGCAACUGAUCACAGGAUACCGUGAAUCUGCAGCAUUUCUGCUACGAUCUGCAGACGAGCUAGAGGCUUUGCUCCUCAACCAACCC